Molecule: messenger RNA, 386 nt
Organism: Limulus polyphemus (Atlantic horseshoe crab)
Lineage: Eukaryota; Metazoa; Arthropoda; Merostomata; Xiphosura; Limulidae
Product: cytosolic carboxypeptidase 6-like
Exons: 3
Source: RefSeq, a predicted model, not a curated record
CCCGUGUUGCCGUUUCUUUUUUGUCACUGAUCUAGGAUCGAUUAAACACAAACUUUUUCUUCUUUUUUUGCAUGUUAAACUAAUAACGUGCAAAAGUUGUAACCAAGGCGACGAUGGGAGAUUUUUAUUCAGACACCAGCAGUAGCGACGGUGAGAAUGCGGGAGAAGUUCGCAACGUCAUGCGUCAGGUUAUGAGGCCACCAGGUCAUAGUGGCAAAGCCAAGAAAGGGCAUUUAGUGUUCGACGCUUCAUUUGAAGGAGGUAACCUUGGCCGAGUUGACUAUGUCUGUGAAUAUGAGUACGAUCUUUUUAUUCGUCCUGAUGUAUGUGAUCCUCGUCAUCGGGUGUGGUUUAAUUUUACCGUGGAAAACGUUCGCGCAGAACAG